Messenger RNA from Aphanomyces invadans, 542 nucleotides. RefSeq lists its product as hypothetical. The coding region runs from base 42 to 374 and encodes 110 amino acids. The record is from RefSeq and is a predicted model, not a curated record. NCBI's taxonomy places the organism in Eukaryota, Oomycota, Saprolegniomycetes, Saprolegniales, Verrucalvaceae. Gene Ontology annotation, cellular component: cytosolic small ribosomal subunit. Gene Ontology annotation, molecular function: structural constituent of ribosome. The transcript has 2 exons.
GUUUUAGUUUUCGGGGAACUAAUCAGCACCAGUCGCGCACCAUGCCGCCUAAAACCCAGCAAAAGACCAAGGAACAAAAGAUGGCCGCUGCCAUGGCCGGUGGCCGUGGCAAGGGCAAGAAAAAAUGGUCCAAGGGCAAGGUCCGUGAAAAGACCCAGAACAAGGUCUUGUUUGACCAGGAAACGUACGACCGCAUGUUGAAGGAAGUGCCCAAGAUGAAGUUGAUCACUGCCUCCGCCGUCGUCGAACGUCUCAAGGUCAACGCCGCGUUGGCCCGCUCGGCUAUCAAGGAAUUGGAACAAAAGGGCGACAUCAAGGUGGUCACCAAGCACCGCUGCCAAUUGAUCUACACCCGCUCGGUCGGUACCGACUAAGUUAUCCAACCACGGCGGCGCAGAUAGUGUACCAGAUUCGAACCUCGUCAACAUGUAUUGAUUUGUACCAAUGCAGUCAAGUGGCGACGAAGGUCCAUGUCGGCGUGCAAGGAAGCGUGGAGAGUGUGGCUGAUGCUAAGCGGAAGAACCAAUUCACUCAUUUCCCCA